This is a messenger RNA of Neltuma alba, 519 nucleotides long. Its product is annotated as proline-rich receptor-like protein kinase PERK2. The transcript has 2 exons. The record is from RefSeq and is a predicted model, not a curated record. NCBI's taxonomy places the organism in Eukaryota, Viridiplantae, Streptophyta, Magnoliopsida, Fabales, Fabaceae. The coding region runs from base 1 to 519 and encodes 172 amino acids.
AUGGUAGUUUUGGAAAAAGAGGUCUCUCAGAGGUUUGACUAUGUUGAAAGGGAGAUCAGAGACUUAAAAGGGAUGGUAGCCUCUCUCUGUAAUAAUUUCUCUGCACUAAGCACCUCCUUCAGCUUUGAGGAUCUCCUAUCUCAUCCACCCUCUCCUCCUCACCCUGAGCCUGAACCACCUACAUCACCUAUACCCACUUCUCCUACUUCUACUUCACCAUCUGUUCCUUCCACCUCUCCCACUCCUCCUCCUGCUACCCUAGCCCUUAUCACGGCUCCUCAGCCUAUUCCUUCUCUGACUCUUCCACCCAUCUCUCAGGCUGUCUCUCUACUCUCUCAGCUUCCCCCCAUUCCUAUCUCAAUCACCUUGCCUACUGCCUCUCUUACUCCAUCACUAGUUCUUGGGGUUGGGCUUUGGACUAGUUGGGCUAUCUUGGCUACUCCUGUCCUGGGUUAUUGUAACUGUGUUAUGGUUGUUGUUAUUACUGCUGCUAUCGCAGUGUCCCUUUCUUGUUCCUGA